AUGCGGUGGAGAGGCAGGAGACGCUCGGAUUGGUGGCUUCUUACCCUCAGCAUCGUUCUGCUGGUUCCAGGCAUCCUUUGCCAGGGGCAGAUUUCUCUCGGGGGGGACACGUUUGAAGACCCCCCUGAAGAUCCAGCUCCCCCGGCAUCUGCGUUGACUUUCCAAGAUGAUCUGGAAACUCAGGGAUUCCAUGAAGACCGGAGGAUGAAUCCGGACACCAGCAGGAAUUCACCAUUCCCCUUCCCAUGGCAAUUUGCUGAUGCCCUUCAAGGGGCAACAGUCACUAGGCUAGGGGUAUUUAUGGACAAAAGCAAUGAUCCCCACUUACAUCCUCUGGCUUCUAACAUUCCGCCGGUUACCAGAAAAUUACCUCUCACCCCAAAACAGGCACAUUCCAGCCCAUCUAUACCCUCUGCUCACCCUUCAUCUAUCCAGGGGGCAAACUCUGCUCCUCUGCUGCCCCUUGCAUCCCCGGUUAGUACAGCUUUCUCUUUGCCAAUUACCCCAGCACCCUAUGCCCCCUCAUCCCUUCCCACCCCUCCUGAGUCUUAUUCCCCCUCCGAACACCUUUCUUUCUUCAUGCCAGUCCCCGCGUUCCCCAGCAAGCCCCCUUACCCUGCCGUGCGCCGGGCUGCUCGCUCACUGACACCCCGAACCGUCUCCUCGUCCUAUACGGUGAAAGUGCCUGCAGGGGGCGCUCUCGGGGAAACCAUCUUCACCGUUCCCGACCGGCGGUACCGGGCCAAGUGGUUUGAGAUCAGUUGGCCCCCAAAUCCCCCGGUCAGGAUUGAGAGCGGAUCCGGGCGACUCUAUCUGACCCACAAACUCCAAGGAGGACAGACAGAAGUGCAAGUGAAAGUUCAGAAUCUGGAGCAAGAUAGUGACUGGUAUUUGAGUCACAUAACAAUUGUUGUUCCGAGAGAAGAAAGCCUAGAAUGGACAAUGUAUCCUUUCCCAUACUUGGCUCGGGUCGACCCUGAUGCAUCAAAAGGCACAUUUGUGUAUCAGCUAUUAGCCCAUUACUACAAUGAUGAAAGCUCUGGUGGGGGGAUAUCUUAUUAUGUUGUAGAAGGAACUGACCGGUGGUUUGGAGUUGAUAAGGAGACAGGGGUGAUCAGUACCACUGGGUUCCCUAUGACACGGAACACAGAAUAUUCACUCACAGUCCAAGCUACCGACCGGCACGGAAAGAAAAGCCCACAUGCUUCUAUCUCCAUUCUGGCUGGAAUCCGUCCGCCGCAGUUUACCAAUAUUUCUUACAAUUUGUUUGUGCCAGAAAGCACUGCGACUGGGGAGAGGAUAGCGGUUGUGGAAGCUGUGUCCUUCCAAAGUAAACCAGUCACCUAUACCUUGUUGAUGAAUCCCAGUGGCCUGUUCUGUAUGAACCAGGAGAGCGGGGAGCUGAGUCUGACACAUACGGUGGAUUAUGAGAGGGAACAUCACCUGUAUCGUUUACUUGUGAAAGCACUGGAGACAGAGACGGGACUUAGCAGUGUCACAGAGGUAAUUAUACAUAUCAUGGAUGACAAUGAUUGCUCCCCAGAAUUUCUGAGGUCUAUCUACAGUCAAGACAACAUUUUAGAAGACAUCCCUGUGGGCACCUCCUUGUUGCAAGUUAUAGCCCAAGACUGUGACUCUGGCUCCAACUCUGAAAUAUCUUACUUCACCCAGAGCUCUGAAUUUUCCAUCACACCUCAUGGUAUCAUCCACUCCAGCCGGCGGCUAAACUAUGAACGUACCAACCACAUUUAUGAGUUUGUCGUAAUAGCUGCGGACAAGGGAAACCCUCCUAGAACAGGAACUACGUCUGUCCGCUUACGCAUGGCCAAUGUUAAUGACGAAGCUCCGGUUUUCUCCCGAACUGUUUAUAACACCUUUGUAGCUGAAGAUGCAGGACCUAAUACAUUGGUGGCCGUUGUCCAUGCCAAAGAUCCAGAUGGUGAUGGAAUUUCUUACUUCAUUGUUGGUGGAAAUGAGGAGGGUAACUUUGAGUUGGACAGCCAGAAAGGUAUCCUGAGACUUCGGACAGCUCCUCUGCCCCGGUGGAUAGGACCUCAGUAUAUACUGAAUGUCUCAGCAGUUGAUGACAACUCAUCUGGGGGACCUUUGUCUUUAAGAAGUUUCACUGAAGUCAUUGUGGGCAUAAAUGAUGUUAAUAACAAUAAGCCGAUCUUCAGGGAGUGUUUGCAGUAUAGUGAAAGCACAUCCGUUUUGGAGAACCAGCCACCAGGUGCCUUUGUCCUCCAAGUAGAAGCUGUUGAUGCAGACAUAGGCCUUAAUGGGGCUGUGAAGUAUGGUAUCAUGCACAGAGAAGGCUCUAGUCCCUGCUUUGCCAUUGAUACAGAUACAGGUGUUAUAACCACGCUGCAGAGCUUUGACAGAGAAAAGCAGAGAGAAUAUACAAUUUCUGUGACAGCCAUUGAUCAGGCACAAGAACCACUUAUUGGGAUCUGCCAGAUAACCAUUCUAAUUUCUGAUGUCAAUGACAAUGAUCCAACAUUUGGGAACAGUCAAUAUCAAUAUUUUUUGAGAGACGACACAGCCGUGGGAACAAGUUUUCUCCGAGCUGCUGCUCUGGAUGAUGACCAAGGAGUCAAUGCUGCCAUUACAUACACUAUGUCACAAGAGAAGCCAGAGUAUUUCCACAUACACCCCAGCACUGGAUGGCUGUAUGUGAGCUAUCCAUUCUCUCAGACCUCAUGUAUCAUUCGGCAGAUAAUUGCCACAGAUGGUGGUAAUCGCAGCAGUAGCGUGGAACUUACAGUGACCAUCACCAAUGUACUCAACCAGCCACCGCAGUGGGAACAAGCGGGGUACUGGGUGUCUGUUCCUGAGAACAUUACACGGGAUUCGGAGGUUGUGACCAUUAAAGCUAUUUCCCAACUCAGCGAUUCAAGAGUUACAUAUAACAUUGAAGAAGGUCUUCUGCCCGAGACAAACUGUCCCAUUCGAUUCUACCUUAAACCUAACCGAGAAGAUGGCUCAGUCUCUAUGAUGGUAUCUGAACCCCUGGAUUAUGAAGGAACAAGAUCCUUUGCAUUGAAAAUCAGAGCUCAGAAUGUUGCCACCGUCCCACUGGCUUCAUUUACAACUGUGUACGUCAAUGUAACUGAUGUUAACGACAAUGUUCCAGUCUUCACAUCUUCUGCAUAUGAGGUGACAUUGCCUGAAGGAGCAAGAAUUGGGACAUCCAUAGCCCAAGUUCUGGCAACAGACCUAGAUUCUGGUCUUCAUGGAAAGGUACAUUACACCAUCCUGAAAGACGUCAAUGAAGAUGAUCUUUGCUUUACGAUUGACCCUGAUACAGGGGUCGUAUAUACUGGGGCGUAUUUUGACAGGGAGAGGCAGGCGUCCUACCUUAUAGAAGUGCAGUCUCAGGACUCCACAGAAUCAGCCCGGCCUGGAAUGGAAGGGCACCCUAAUACAGAUAUGGCCUACGUACGAAUAUUUAUCGGCGAUGUCAAUGACAAUGCUCCAAGGUUUUCACAGCAAAGAUAUGAGACCAGUGUGGAAGAAGAUAACGAUGUGGGUUAUGUUGUCAUGACUGUCAAUGCUCUCGAUGAAGAUAAAGGAGACAACGCCAAGAUACGGUACCAGAUUACAAAUGGAAAUGAAAAAGGGAUAUUUGAUGUGGAACCAGAAGUUGGAACAAUCUUUAUCACCCAAUGUCUAAACUAUGAACAGGACAGACAAUUUGAACUUAGGCUGGUGGCCUCAGAUGGGAAGUGGGAGAACCAUACUCUCGUAACUGUAAAUGUUAUUAACUUGAACGACGAAGCACCAGUCUUUACCCAGAGUGAAUAUCAGGGCAGUAUCCUCGAAGAGCUGACAGAUCUUCCUGUGCUUGUGCUGCAGGUUUCAGCCAUCGAUCCAGAUCAAGAAGCUGAUCAGACAGCUCUUCGAUACUCACUGCAUGGACAAGGAGCCAACAGUGAAUUCAUCGUUGACCAGUUUAAUGGGAAGAUUUACUCCCAGAGAAAACUAGACCGAGAGCAACGUGCCAUGUGGCGUUUUCUGGUUCUCUCAACUGAUGAAAAUGGGGAUGGCUUGACUGGUUUUGCUGAUGUGAUUGUUGAUGUUAAAGAUGUCAAUGAUAAUGCUCCGACAUUCCUUUGCAUGUCAGAUGGAUGUUUCAUUGGAUAUAUCCCAGAAAACUCUCCUGCCGAUACCACUGUGAUGGAGAUAACAGCGUUAGAUUUAGAUGACCCCAAUUCUGGACAGAAUGCACUGCUUACAUAUAGGAUUGUGCAAAAUGCCCAGAAUGAGAUCGAUCUCAAUUUGUUCACAAUUCACCCAUCUACUGGAUCCAUUUACAACGCCCUUGGGUCGUUGGACAGGGAGAAACAGGACAAGUAUUUGAUUGUUGUGGAGGCCAGAGAUGGUGGAGGACUUACUGGGACGGUUACGGCUACCAUCAUAGUGUCUGAUGUUAAUGAUCAUGCCCCAGUUUUUACACAGAAGGCUUACACGGCCUUUGUUCCUGAAAACACUGGCAUUAAUAGCGAAGUGACUGCUUUGUAUGCUUUAGACCAUGAUGAGGGCGAAAAUGCUUUGAUGACAUUCAGUAUCAUAGCAGGAGAUGACGACCGUAAGUUCUUUAUAGAGACGGAUAAAAUUCAUAAACGUGGAAUCAUCCGCCUUAGGAAAAAACUGGACUAUGAAAAGACUCAUGAGAGAUCAUUUAACCUAACAGUAAAAGUAGAAGACAUGGAUUUCUUUACAAUUGCGUAUUGUGUUAUCCAUGUUGAAGACUCAAAUGACCAUGCGCCGGUUUUCUACCAACAUUUUUAUGAGGUUGCUCCCCUGUCAGAGGAUGUUCCUGUUGGUAUGAUGGUGCUGCAGGUAUCCGCUGUUGACUUGGACUCGGGGCUGAAUGGAAAGCUUUGCUAUCAAAUACUUAAUUCAUCUGACCCUGGUGGUCAAUUCUCUGUUUUUAACGAUGGCAGGAUUGUGGUCGCUAACCAACUAGACAGGGAAACGUCUGCCCAGUACUGCUUGGUGGUACUCGCAACUGACAUGGGUGACCCAUCUCUUAGUGGAAGCGCAACCAUUACAUUCAGCAUUGAUGAUGUAAAUGAUAACGCGCCGGAAUUUGAAGUCCAGUAUAACCCCAUGAUUUGGGAACAUACUGAUUACCCUCAUGUUGUACAAAUUAACAAAACUUCCACUUUAUUGUAUGCUAAAGACAAUGAUACAGCAGCGAAUGGAGCUCCAUUUUGUUUCUAUCUGCUGAGGGAUGAAAUCAGUGCAAAUGACUUCGAUUUACAAGACUUUCACAACGGAAGCGCAAUGAUAACUGCGCUACGGAGCUUCGACAGAGAGGUGCAAAAAGUGUUUUAUUUACCAAUCUUAAUCACCGACAGUGGAAGCCCACCAAUGACCUCAACAAAUACAUUAACAAUACUAAUUGGAGAUAAAAAUGACCAUCCUCAUUCGCCAGGACACAUGGACUGCAUUGUCUACAGUUACAAAGGCAUUCUGCCGUCAGUUAACCUUGGAAAAAUUGAAGCAUCAGAUCCAGAUGAUUGGGAACACAAAAUGUAUAACAUUGAAGGAAAAUCAAGACUCUUCACCCUUGAUGAAGCAUCUGGCAUGCUGAUCAUGAAAGAAGGGGCUAUGCCAGGGGUCUACAAUGUAAAAGUGAAAGUGACAGAUGGCAUCUGGCCAGAUGUGGUGUCCACAGUUAGAGUUGUGGUGAAUGACCUUGCGGAAGAAGCUGUUCAUAAUGCUAGUUCCUUGAGAAUGAGAGGUGUGACUGCAGAGAAAUUUGUGGCACAAUCUCCAGACAAUGUCAGUAAAUAUAAGCAGCUGAAGAACCUGCUGGCAGACAUCGUUGAGGUUGAGCUGGACAGUAUCCAUGUGUUCAGCGUAAUGAACACCGCUGGGAUUUCAGACAGCACAGACGUUUGGUUUGCAGUCUCCGGGCCCCGCUAUUACCGGAAAGAAAAACUCAAUGGCAUUGUGGCUUCAUCAAGAGACAAGAUAGAAUCUACGCUGGGUGUUCAGGUGGAGAAUAUUGGAGAACAUGAGUGUGAAAAAGCAAAAUGCAGUCUCAAGAGCGGAUGUAGGGUCACGAGAACGUACAAACAUUUUCCUACACUAGUAAAAGCUCCAACGAUUUCCUUUGGCUCAGUCACUGUCCUUACCAUGGCCACCUGCUCCUGUUCUUCUCGAGAAGUUCAACACCUCGCCUGCUCUUCCUACCCCAACAGCCCCUGUCUCAAUGGGGGCACUUGUGUUGACACUGACCUUGGAUACAGAUGCAAAUGUCCCUCUGCUUUCAAUGGUCCCGAAUGUCAACAAACAACACACACAUUUGGCGGUCAGGGCUAUGCUUGGUUUGCACCAAUGACCCUUUGCUUUGAAAGCAAAAUCUCUUUGGAUUUUAUCACGGCAGUGCCGGACGGGCUUUUGCUGUACAAUGGCCCCAUGUCCAUCAGCUCCCAUGGACAAUCACAGGACUUCAUUGCGCUGGAGCUUCAGGGUGGCUUUCCUGUUUUGGUUAUUAACCAUGGCUCCGGUUCCCUCCUACUUCAGUUUCCCACAAAAGUAAAUGUGGCAGACCAACGCUGGCACACUCUCCACAUUAUGAACAAUGGAAAGAAAGUAAAGAUGACUCUAGAUCUUUGUUCAGAGGACCUGAUGAAUAAAACCGUUGGCCUUCAGGGAAGACCAAGAGAUCGAUCAUCAUGUGAAGUUUCAGGAGAAACUCCAGGGACUAAGAGGUUCCUCGGGGUCUUCCAGCCGCUGCAGCUUGGCGGAGUGAGAAACCCAUUGACUACCCUUCACCCAGCAAUUCACUUCAAAGGCUUUCAUGGCUGCAUCCGGAAUCUUCAUGUUGAUAGCAAGGUCUAUGACUUGCAGCAGCCUGUGGAGUCUGUAGACAGUUCUCCAGGCUGUGCUGUGACGGAGGAAUUGUGUGCGCUGGCCGGAUCGCCCCCGUGUGGAGAUCAUGGGUUCUGCAUGAGUGACUGGCGUUCUCUCCGAUGCGAUUGUCAUCCAGGAUACAGUGGAGAAAACUGCAAAACAGUUCUCCAGGAAUGGGCCUUUGAACGAGACAGCUGGAUUCACUAUAAGAUUCAUUCAUCCUUGAGCCUCCAGCACACACAUGUACAGCUUCUAGCUCGUACACGAGUGUCCUUUAGUACUCUCCUCAGCCUGGUGUCAAAAGACAGGUCUUCAUUCCUGAGGCUCGAAGUGGCUGAUGGAAACUUUGCCGUACGUUUUCAUUUGGAUGACCGGGAGCAUUUUAUUAGAUUACCAAACCUGAAGAUAGACCAUGGCCAGUGGACUCUGCUGAACUUGGAGUGUUAUGAUAACACAUUCACGUUACGUAUUGACAAAGGUGGAGGGGAUCGUGAGAUCACAGUAGCGGUGGGAAAGAGCUGGUUGUUUGAUGUGGAUCCAUCAUGCAUCGUUCUAGCUAACAGCUUUCCACAGCAAGCAGAGAAUGAUUUCCAAGGGUGCCUGCGCGAUGUGCGGCUGAAUGGUCACGUUCUGCCCUUGGAUGGAAGCAGUAAUGAGUACAGUACGGUGGUCGGUGUUCAUGGGCUUACCAAUGGAUGCCGGUCAGAUGCCUGCAGGAAUGAACCAUGUGAGAGUCAUCUUAACUGUAUCGAUUUAUGGAGAAAGCAUGAAUGCAGGUGCCCUGCAGAUAAAGUGGAAGUGAUUAACAAUGUCACAGGACGCAAGCUCUGUUAUCCUUCCCCGUGUACGCGGAGGAGCUGUCGUAACAGGGGCACUUGUGUGGCUCAGUCUCACCAGAAGUAUAUUUGUAAUUGCAAAGAGGGCUAUAAAGGAAGAAUAUGUGAAAGCAUCCAGACAAGGAGCGGGAAGUCUAUUGGCCUCAGUUCAGGAUCCAUUUUAGCCAUCAGCAUGUGUCUCCUCAUUUUCAUAGCCUUGUUGGUCUCCUACACAGUGUGGAGUCAGUGGGGAAGUUCCAAUUUCCGGAAAGGAGGAAUUUAUCAUAUUCCUGCAGAGCAUGAGAGCUGGGAGGACAUUAGAGAAAACGUCUUAAAUUAUAAUGAAGAGGGUGGAGGAGCGCGUGACCAGGUAUUUGUGUUCACAACUCACAUGAACCGUAAAUAGCAUAAUGGAUACGACCUUCACAAAUUGAAGAAGCCUGUAAGAACGAAUGUACAGAAGCUCUGCGCUAUUUCCAAUGAUCCCCCAGCCUCAAGGUUCUGUAGGACUUCAGAUACCCAACCCAAAGCUGAAAGAGCAAAACUUCCCCAGCACCACAGAAAGCCGAAGCCCAAUGGCCCCAGAUUCCAGGAGUAUGUGUGCCAAAUAAGAGGAGCUCUAGAUAAUGAUCUUAAAAGCCACCCUGUGGAUGUUCUUCACAAUUACUCCACAGAGGGACAACGCUCAACAGCUGGAAGCCUUCGGUCACUGGACCCCUCACCUAUUGACGAAGACUUGAACUAUGAAUAUCUGAGCAGAUGGGGUUCAAAGUUUGACAGACUCAAAGAAUUAUACCAGUCCUCUGAAAGCAAGGUUUAGGAAGCCUUUGGCACUUAUCAACAGACAGGACACAUGCCGCUGAAACUGAAACCUCCAAACCUCCUUCGAUAAAUACUUUAGUUUUAAAGACCUUUUAAGCAAUUACAA
Molecule: messenger RNA, 8610 nt
Organism: Spea bombifrons (plains spadefoot toad)
Lineage: Eukaryota; Metazoa; Chordata; Amphibia; Anura; Pelobatidae
Product: neural-cadherin-like
Exons: 33
Biological process (GO): homophilic cell-cell adhesion
Cellular component (GO): cell-cell junction; plasma membrane
Molecular function (GO): calcium ion binding
Source: RefSeq, a predicted model, not a curated record